AUGGGAAUAUCAGCCUCAAAACGAGUGAAAACAACACUAUCCAACUCACAAGAAUUCAACUCAGCUUGUGACUCAACCUUCACUCACUGCCUCUCCCUAACCCAACAUGCCUUCCAAAGCGUCCUCCCUUACCAACUCCCUACCGCCGCCACUCACCUUCACACCAUCCUCACCACCACCCCCACCGCAGCCCCACUAAUCCUCAAGUGGGUCCCAUCUCCACCAACCCGGACCCAAAUUGACCGGGCCCUCAGGAUGGUCACAAACAAGAAGCCAGGGCCGGCCCAUGAGGAGAAAGAGGGGUUGAUUCUUGGGUCUGCCCAGUUUAGAGAGUGGGCUUUGGUUUUGUUCACCGAGGCCGCUGUGGGUAAUGCUGGUAAGGCUAUUUUGGGUCGGCUGCCACUUGGGGUCGCCGGGAUCUUGGGUGUUGGCGCGGUGGUGAAGGGUGGUACAGAGGUGGUGGGGGCGGCGAUUGGGGUUUACGCCCUCGGUGUUGCUACUUCUGUCUAUCUUAGUUUGUCUGGUUAA
This is a messenger RNA of Dovyalis caffra, 528 nucleotides long. The record is from the annotation of a GenBank genome assembly. NCBI's taxonomy places the organism in Eukaryota, Viridiplantae, Streptophyta, Magnoliopsida, Malpighiales, Salicaceae.